Symbiodinium sp. CCMP2592 is the source of this 921-nucleotide messenger RNA. NCBI's taxonomy places the organism in Eukaryota, Dinophyceae, Suessiales, Symbiodiniaceae. The record is from the annotation of a GenBank genome assembly.
AUGACCUUCUACGAUGCCUACCCGGAUGUGCUUGACAAAGCCAAGCAAGAUGCGAACUGCUGGGCGGCAACGGUGCACGGCAAAGAGCUACGGCUUCUGAAAGUUUUCUGCGGCUUCUUCAGAGAGGAGAUCCCAAUGUUUGAGCGCUUCCGCCACCCAAUGCUGUGGCUUGUCGAGUGGAGUGUUUUCGAGAGCUUCGUCAUCAUCCAGAUCAUCUGUAACGCCUUGGUCAUGGCACUUCCUGUUGCAUACGACGAGGCAAGUCAGCCUAGAGGUGUGGAGAACACCUACUUUGUGUUUGAGACGCUGGUCUCGGCUCUUUUCACCAUCGGCUGCACAUGCCAGAUUGCCCGGGGCCUUUUCUUCGGCGAUGCUCCGAACCGCUGCUACUUGAAAGAGCCCUCCAACUGGAGAGACGUGAUGGUGGUGCGGAGCCUGGCUCUGGACGAUGAGAGUCCUCCGUAUUUUCCGGGUCUGCGGCUCAUUCCCGAAGCCAUUACAGGGGAGGAAGUCGAAGCAGUCUCUGGGUUUCCUCAGUUGUGCCGGCUCUGGAUCUCGUGCCUUGCGAUUACCUUCGCCCUGAUCGUGGUCAGCAUGGCUGGGACAGAUUUCUUUGGCGAUGUUUAUUGGAGGCCUUCGGCCUCUGCUGAGUUGGGCACAGUCUGGGAAGAUGCUGAGCCAAGCGCCUACUUCGAGCUGCAGUUGAAGAACAUGCCGGAGCUGGAGGCGGUUCUUCAUGAGCUCACGCGGACAAGUGCAGGCUACCAAGUGAUGCCCAACGAGAAGCCGGCCAAGAAUUCUGCGGCCUAUAUUUUCAAAACAGAUCCGGACGUGCUGGAGCAGUCCCGGAACAUGCCCAAGGGGUUGAAGCGGUUGAGCGAACAAGAAGAAGCAGCGCCGUCUUGCUCGCGCAGCCCGUAA